AUGGGGAGCGUUCACAAAAAUUCAACAAAGAGUUCUGUUGAAUUUGAUGAUUUGAGUUUUGAGUAUAGUGGUUCAAGUGAAGAAAAUGAUAUAAGUAUAUCUCAAAAGAAGGGUACAAUUGAUGAAGCUAUGAAAAUGGUUGAUCCUGGAGAUGGAUUUGGUGAAGUUGAGAAGAAGUUAACUGAGUUGACCAAGGAUGACAUUUGGGGUAUUGAGCAUGAUAGUGUAGAGCAGUGUGUUCAAUUCUACAAAAAUUAUGCCAAAGUACAUGAUUUUGUUGCAAGGUGUGAUGAAAAGGGUUAUGAUUUCAACGACAACCUUAACAUGAGACAAAUGGUUUGUAAUAGAGAGGGUACACGGAGAAAGAAGUAUCUGGAGAUGGAGAAUAGAAAAAGAGACCACAGGCCGAUAACACGUGUAAUGUGUCAAGCCAGAAUUAGAUUUCACUAUGAUAUGAAAUUGAGGAAGUGGAAAGUCACUGCAUUUGAAGAGACUCACAAUCAUGACCUUAUCCUACCUAAAUAUAUACAAUUUGUCCCCGCAUAUCGUGUAACGACCGAGGCCGACAAAGCACAUGCCAACAGUCUGCAUGAUUAUGGUGUGAGAACUUGCCAUAUAAUGGGGUUCAUGUUAAAGCAAAAGGGAGGACCAGGAAAAAUUGGUUUUACAAAGAAGGAUUUGUAUAAUCAUUUCGACAAAUCAAAGCGUGCUAAAGUGAAAGAUGGUGAUGCAUAUGCAGCAUUGAGUUACUUGAUUUCUAAGGCCGAUGAGGAUCCAUUGUUGCAAGGAAAAUUUACUCUGAAAGAUAAUAAACUUGAAAAUUUAGUAUGGGCUGACGGAGCUAGCAUAAUUGAUUAUCAAUGUUUUAGUGAUGUACUAGCAUUUGACACAACAUACCAGAAGAAUAAAUAUAACAAGCCAUUGGUUGUCUUCUCAGGAACUAACCAUCACGGUCAGACAUGCAUAUUUGGUUGUGGCUUGCUAGCAGAUGAGAAGCAUGAGACAUAUGUAUUAGUUUUGAAGAUUUUUCUUGAAAUAAUGGGUAAUAAACAUCCAAUAGCAGUGGUGACAGAUGGUAAUCUUGCAAUGAGAGGAGCAAUUAGAGAGGUGAUGCCAAAUGCAACGCACCGACUUUGUGCGUGGCAUUUACAUCGCAAUACGUGUGAAGCUAUCAAAAAUUCUGAGUUCCUUCAUGGAUUGAAGCACCUUAUGUACCGGAAUUUUUUUCCGGAUGAGUUUGAAGAUAAAGGGCAUCGAUUAGUAUCAAAAUUCAAGCUUUCUGAAAACGAAUGGGUGAAAAAAACAUAUGAGAUCAAAAGGAUGUGGGCUUUUGCAUAUUUGAACAACACGUUUUUUGGUCGAAUUAGGACUACGUCACAAUGUGAAGGAAUUCAUUCGUUGAUAAAGCACUAUAUUGGUAAAAAAAUGUUAUCUUUCGGAUUUGAUGCAUAA
This is a messenger RNA of Arachis ipaensis, 1452 nucleotides long. RefSeq names its product protein FAR1-RELATED SEQUENCE 5-like. The record is from RefSeq and is a predicted model, not a curated record. Lineage: Eukaryota; Viridiplantae; Streptophyta; Magnoliopsida; Fabales; Fabaceae.